AUGGCACACGAAUUCCAACCAAAUGACAUAAAUAAGUUACCACCAUCGUAUCAAGCAAGUAAUACAGCAAAUGUUGGAGUGUCAUACCAGCAACAAGCACCUUUUGCAGGACAACCAUCAAGCUAUGGUACACCACCACCUAUUCCAGUGUACACUCAAACGACAACAAUUGUUCAACCUUGCGGAACAUUAUUAAGUCAUUAUCCUCAAUCAAUGCAAUGUCCAUCAUGUCGACAACAAAUUGUUACAAGAGUUAACUAUGAGCCUGGUGGUGCUACAUGGCUUAUUGCAUUUCUUGUUUGCAUAUUUGGUGGUUUUCUUGGUUGCUGUUUUAUUCCUUUCUGUAUUCCAGCAUGUCAAGAUGCUGUUCAUAUAUGUCCAUUGUGUAAUGUACAUAUUGGUCGACGAAAUGUUUUUUAG
Rotaria sp. Silwood2 is the source of this 420-nucleotide messenger RNA. The record is from the annotation of a GenBank genome assembly. Lineage: Eukaryota; Metazoa; Rotifera; Eurotatoria; Philodinida; Philodinidae.